CAUCAGUCAUUCCACGCCGAUGCAAGUGCCCCCCAAAACAAGGCAAAUGACGGUGUGUGCACCUCUCUGAGAGCUCCUUUUGUUCCUUACAGGGAGAUGACAGUGAUGUUUGUCCACAUGGAUCCCCACCAGCAGCACCUGAGGAUGGAGGCCUCCGGCCCCCCACGUUCCUGACAAUCCGCCCCUGGCUCAUGCAAAUGCGAGCAGAAGCCCAGGCUGCUAUGGAUGGAAUGAGACACUUCCAGGCUCCAGGCAGAUCUCGCUCAGUGGCUGAGCCUCGCCUCCUCUGUGAAGCAGCAGAGGUCGCUCUGCUUGGCUUAAAGCUACUUUUUGCAUCUUGGGCAGCUCAGUCCGAUCUCCUCUUCUUGAGUUUGUGGGAAAGGCUUUGCAUGUGGUAGGGAGGGGUGCUGGGUGAACUGGUGGUUGAGAAACCUCCCUCUCUCCCUCUCCUUCUCUCUCUCCCUCUGGUUUUCCCGUUGAUGGCCAUAUGAUCUGGCACCAGGAGCCUGGAGCUGCUACCCGGUCACCAGCUGAGUUCUCAAGUGGAGGAGAGAAAGGAAGGCAAAUAUAUAUACAUACAUAUUCAUGCAUGCACACACUCACACACUCACAAACACACUUGUUUUCCCCUAGCCAUCUCCAUCCCUAACGCAUCUCCUGCUCCUGCCGCCGCCGCCGUUCCCAACGAAGUGUGACUGAGCCAAAGAGUCUACUGUAAACUGAAGCAAGUCUCUCGUGGAGGGAAGAGACAAGAAGGAAAGCAGCGCAGCCGAGCAACGUGGGUUUGCCUUGCCAGUCAACAAGUGCCCCUUUUGGAAAGGGAGGCCGUCGAAGUGGAGCACCGCCAUCCUCCUCCCCUUCCUCACUCCAAGGACGCUAAGGUGGGGACUUCCGUCCGGGUGGUUCUCGACUCCAGAGAAACUUCCACCAUUACCUCCAAAAGCGAAGACGACUUCUUAACCCUGGCCGCCUCCAGGCUGAGCCGCAAGAAAAGGGUCAUCGGGGCCGCCAUCGGGGUGGCCAUGGUGCUGGUCCUCCUAGUGGCCAUCCCUUUGCUAGUCCACAGCUCCAAGACCACCUCGCACUACGAGAUGUUGGGCAGCUGCCGCAUGGUCUGCGACCCCUACACGCCCCAAACCCAUGGGGCGGCUUCGGCAGAGGCAAGCCAGGAGUUGGCCGUCAUCUCGCCGCCGCCACACGUGUCUGGAGGGAAAGGAGACCCGGGGAGGAAGGGCAAGUCGGGGAUUCGUGGGCCGCCGGGCCCUCCAGGGCCACCUGGGCCCAGAGGUCCAGCCGGGGAGCCAGGGAGGCCGGGCCCUCCAGGCCCGCCCGGCCCAGGGCCUGGGGGAUAUAUCCCAUCUUUCUACAGCCCUAAGAUUGCCUUUUAUGCAGGACUGCGGAAGCCGCACGAAGGGUACGAGAUCUUGCGCUUCGAUGACGUGGUGACCAAUGUGGGGAACUACUACGAGCCGUCCAGUGGCAAGUUCACCUGCCCUCUGCCCGGCAUCUAUUUCUUCACCUACCAUGUCCUGAUGCGGGGCGGGGACGGCACCAGCAUGUGGGCAGACCUGAUGAAGAACGGCCAGGUCCGGGCCAGUGCCAUAGCUCAGGAUGCUGACCAGAAUUACGAUUACGCCAGCAACAGCGUGAUUCUACACCUGGACGUGGGCGACGAAGUUUUCAUCAAGCUGGACGGAGGGAAGGUUCAUGGAGGCAACACCAACAAGUACAGCACCUUCUCUGGCUUCAUCAUCUACCCAGACUGAGCCCCGCCGGCUCCUGUUUCCCCGCCUCCUUUUUUUUGCCUACCCAAACCCUUUCCCCGCUCUGGGUCAGCUUUUGUUCCCCCUUGGCUUUACCAACUCCCUGGACCCAGAAGGUCCUUCCAGCAAGGUCCGGCCAAUAAGGACUGAAACAGAAACUUUGGGGGAGGAGGCCCUCCCCCUUGGGUUCAUACGACUGUGAAAAGGGGUGGGAGGAUUAAGGGAUUUUUGGUGCAUGGGGAAAUCCGGGAGGGGGUGGAUACAGGGGAGCAUAAUGUCAUGGUGGGUGGGCCCUGGUCAAUGGAAGCAAGGCCACGUCCAGGAUCGGAGGAUGAAGGGAAGGGCGACGGAUGGGGAACAAGGCCCAGACUUGCUGCAGAUUGGCUCUGUAAGUCCAUUUCCUUAGCAUCCCUUUAGAUGUAAGGUACAAAUAUUCGAAGAGGGGUGGUUUCAUUAGUGCAGUCCGGUCCCUUCAUCAGCUUUUCACAGGAAAUGUUUUAUUGAUUGCAUUUAUAUCUCACCCUUCUUCCAGUGAGCUCAGGACAGGCUUAUAUGAUUCUCCCUUCCCUCAUUUUGCCCUCACAACAACCUUGCGAGGGACUAGGCCCAGAGACAGUCCCACAGUCCACCCAGCGAGCUCCGUGGUCAAGUGGGAAUUUGAACUUGGGUUUCUCCUAUCUUGAUCCAAACACUCUAUUACACCCGCUGCUGACUCAAGAUGCCUCAUAUAUAUAUAUAUUAAUUGGUCAAUUAUGGAGGUGGGAUUCAUUAUCUGUAUAAAUCAUAAUGUAUCCAACAGGAAGGGGGGGAGAGAAUGGGGAGGUCUUCUGCGGGAACAGGGGGCAGUACAGUUGGGUUUAAUUUCCCCAUUCUCCAUAGCAGUGUUCCCCCAACAUGCCAGCAAGACCAUGAACAUAUACAGAGGGAGAUACAUCUUUUGCUCUGGUGACGUUGCAUGCCAGCAGCAAGAAAGGGUUAGGCUUUUUGUUUAAGCGUGUGUUGUGCAAGGUUCACUGUUUUAAGCCUGCUCCGUUUAAGAGACAGAACCAUCCGAAUAAAAUCUCCAGUCCCCUUCUAUAUCAAACAGGUGCCCUGGAGACUCUUGUACGAAUGGGGAAGGGGGUCGAGCCCCGAUUCCUCCUACCUUUGUACAUUAACCCACGGGUCUGUCUGGGCAGCUGCCAAUAGGACGAUCUUUUGUUGACCUGCAUGAAGAUAUAUAGGUAUUAUCCAUGUUUCAGACCUCAAGCUGGGACAAAUGGGGGGUCUCUGCACCUUUGUGUGUAAAUAUCUCACCGCAGCCACCCUGAACUGGGGACGACGGCGACUGCGGCAGUCUGUGUCAUCAUAAAACUUUGUGCUGCAAAUGAUGAUUCCCACAUGCCCACCGCAACAGUGCAGGGACAUGCUGAAAUGAUUGGGAGCAUGUCCCAGAGACAGUUCCUGGCUCAACAUUGCUACCAGAGGCUAUUAAGGGGUUUGAUGGGUGGCAGGGUGUGUUGUGUGCCAAAAGACCACCGCAGACACCCCCAGAUGCAUAAACCACUACAAGAUAGGUGACCAGAAUAUAUUGCAUUUUCCCAUUCAUGACCUGCCGUUGCAACACCUGUCACGUAAAACCAUGCCUCCCCGCAAGAUUGUACACCGCUAAAACAUGCAUUGUCGUAAUCAGAUUUUGAGUGUGUGCUAUUCACCCAGAAAAUUCACCCACACUCUCAAUAGUGCAGCAGCGCUGCAAGCAAAUUGCAGUGCCUGACUUCGCCCUGCUUUCAAAACUCUCUGGAUCGCGCUCCAAGUGCAUCGGUGUGAACACAACAGAUACCGUAUCAAACAGCCAUACGAUCUGACAGGGCCAACUCCGCCACACAUACGCAGAGUGAAGUGACCUGAUUCAUUUGGCACCAUGAAGGUCAGGGGUGCAGGGAGAUGGAUGCAAGAACGGGCGUCCAAAUUGUUUGUGGGAGAACACCACUGUUUUGACUCUCAGAGAGCUCUGCAACCUAACUUCCGCAGAGCUUAAUCUAUUAAAAAAUAAACAUCGCCACCAACCCAAAAUGAAUGCAACCACAUCUUUUCUCCAAAACAUGCCCACUUGUGCAUGCCUGAUCCCUCAGCUUGCACACAUGAUUUUAAAUAUUUUUUUUUAAUAUGGUGGAACCUCGGUUUUCAAAUGUAAUCUGUUCCUGAAGACUGUUCAACUUCCAAAACGUUCGAAAACCGAAGCAUGCAUUUCCGGAAGCAAUUACAUCCAGAAAACUCAAUAAGGAAACUGUGUAGCACGUUCGGCUUCCGAAAAGCAUUUGAAAACAGAAGCAUUUGCUUCUGGGUUUUCAGCGUUCGAAAGUCGAAACGUUCGACUUCCGAGACACUCGAAAACUGAGAUACCACUGUACAAAUUUACUACCUGCCCUUCUGAUGCCUACACACCAUUCAGGGUGGCAAUUCAAAUCAACCAUGAAAUUACGUUUAAAACACACACACACACACCCCACAUCUUUUCUCCAACACAUUCCCAUUUGUGCAUGCCUAAUCCCUCAACUUGCACACACACUUUUAAAUAUUUUUUUAAAAAUAUAAAUUUACUUCCUGAACUUCUGGUGCCCACGCAUCACUCAGGGUGGCAAUUCAAAUCAACCAUAAAAUAACAUUUCAAAACACACACACUAUAUAUAUAUAACAAAAGGAGAUAGAAGAUUAAAACAAAAAUCACUGCAUUAAAAUAUAUGCAUCCAAAUCAGACUUAAAGGUCUUGCCUUUCUCAUGCGUCCGGGUUCAGAUGAGGAAGGAAGACAGGCAGACAGAUGACACGAGCUCCCUCUGUAGGUUUGCCUAGCAACAGGUCCCAUCUCCUAAAGACAAAAGAAGAACCUUUCUAUUCUGCCCACCUUAUGUAGCUCUGCAAACUUCUUUUCCAUGUACAUGAACAUUUGCACAUGUAAUUGUGCUCGGGCAUUGAGAGGCGCACCAAUGCCUUUUGACCUCUUAUGUGUACAUGCAUUUGCUGGCCUGUACAUCUAUUGGGAUUGCCAAAUUAAGCUCUAGUCUCUGGCAUCCCCAGCUCUACCAUUAACAUCCACACGAAUGCCAGAAUGGAUGUAAGUUUACAUGUGCAAGGUUUGGAGCCAGGAGACAGAAAGAGAGAAGAAUUCUCAGAGCCAACGUCAGGUCAGGCCAGAAUCUUGUAUGUAUCAUUCAAAUUUCGUAUUCCUGAAAUAAAUAACCAGUGGCUUCUCCGAUAUUUUUCCAGCCCUAUUAAAUACGCAGAGGUGUGCCUGCAUGUAUUGGUGCUCACAGAUGCCUGCCAUCUCUGCACGCCAUUGUCUGCAUUUGUGUGUGUGUGCACAUUUGAAUUUGAGGGUGCACAGAUCUCAGUUGAAAGCUUGGGGUGAAACAGAGGAGAAUCUGUGAAACCGAGACCGUAUGUGAACCUCCACAAAUUGCACAACAAAACAUACACGUGGUAAAAGAAAGCAACAACCAUGUGCGCAAAUUUACUUGUGCACAACCGUGUACAUUAUUAUUUAUAGCACCUAAAAUGUAUAUAAAAUUAUAACUUACAAAUAUAUAUAUAUACACACACACAAACAUGUGAGUGCGCAUGUAUUAGUGCGCAAACAUGCCGUGCAUGAUUUAUCUGUACAUUUAUAUUACCGAAAUUCAUAUCCCCUCCUCAGCUAUUAAACCCCAUCCUGCUUCUGUCUCUCCCCCCCCCCCCCCGGCCGCCGCCUCUUUCAUUCCUCGUCCUUCCAGGGACAGAAAAAGAAAUCCUCAGCUUCUGUUGCUGGUGGCUGCAGGCCGGACCCCCGGUCUGCAGCCUUGCUAUUUUGCACAGUCCCCCCACUGCAUGUGUGCCCUUUCAUUAGCAAUUUUUCAAAUCCGUGGAGGGAUCUGGACAGUGCCUCGUACAUACUAUAGACAGAAACCUGCCAGAGAGGCCCCAGGGCAUGGCUGUGAACUCAGCAAUCGGGAUGGUUUUGCUGCCAGGAAGGUGAAUGCCUCUGGGACCACUCAACUCUGUGUCUUUAAAUGAUCAGAAUCUGUGUUUUAUCUGUUAAUAAAGAUACUCUGGUUUUUGACGCA
Podarcis muralis (Common wall lizard) is the source of this 5843-nucleotide messenger RNA. It is a transcript of the gene C1QL4, whose product is annotated as complement C1q like 4. Gene Ontology annotation, molecular function: protein binding. NCBI's taxonomy places the organism in Eukaryota, Metazoa, Chordata, Lepidosauria, Squamata, Lacertidae. The record is from RefSeq and is a predicted model, not a curated record.